UCUAAGCCUGAUGCUAUACACAGUGUGGACUUUGCUCUCGAUGUUGCCAAGCGCACGUUGGAAUAUUACGAAGAUUUCUUCAAGGUUCCGUAUCCACUUCCUAAGUUAGAUCUCAUAGCAAUUCCAGAUAUGGGUGGUGCUAUGGAAAACUGGGGACUAGUUACAUUUCGUGAAUCUGCUGUACUGUUUGAUCCGAGCACCGGAAGCGUGGCUGAUAAGAAACUGGUUACCAUGAUUGUGAAUCAUGAACUUGCGCACCAGUGGUUUGGCAACUUAGUGACAAUGAAAUGGUGGAAUGACUUGUGGUUGAAUGAAGGAUUCGCUGUCUACAUGGAAUAUCUUGCCACUGAUAACUAUAACAAUCAAUGGAAAAGGGAAGACCAAUUCAUACUGGAUACGUCGAGAGAAGCUCUUGAUGUAGACAGCUCAAUGUAUACUCAUCCUGUGUCUGUUAAAGUUCACAAUCCAGCAGAAAUAAACGAAAUCGUGGAUAAAAUAACAUACCACAAGAGUUCAGCCCUCAUUAGAAUGAUGCAAAACUUCCUCGGAGUAGAAACUUUCAGAAGAGGAAUUCAGAUUUACCUAAAGGAUCACCAAUUUUCAAAUGCCAAGGCGUUGGAUCUUUGGAAAGCGAUGAGUUUGGCCACUGAAAAUCAUUUAGAUGUUGGAACAGUAAUGGCUCCAUGGGUGAGCCAAAAAGGAUUUCCUGUUAUAUCUAUAAUCAGCGACAACACUCAGAAAAAAGAUGGCCGCUUGUCGUACACAGCGAGUCAGAAAAGAUUCUUCCGAGAUUUUAAUUCGCAACAUUUAAAAGAUGGACAUACAGAAACACCUGGAUGGUUCAUUCCGCUGACAUAUAUUACCAGGGAUUCACAUGAUAGUAUCAAUACAGUUUGGAUGAACAAGACUUCAGUUACAUUUCAGCUAUCCCUCAGCAAGUCUGGUUGGUUUAAGGCAAACGUAGGACAAACAGGCUUUUAUCGAGUCAACUAUGACGAGGAAAACUGGAAAGGACUGAGUCAGCAACUACUUCACAAUCACACGAUACUAAGUCCAUCAGACAGGAGUGGUUUGAUAGACGAUGCACUGAGUUUAGCGAGAACGGGCGUGCUAGAGUACAAAAUUGCAUUUCAAAUGAUUGAGUAUAUCAACCACGAACUUGAGUAUGUACCAUGGGCAGUCACUCUGCGAUCGAUGGCUUACAUUGGAAACAUGCUGAGCUCAAGAGCUUCCUACAAGCUGUACCAGCAAUUUAUCGUGGAAAAAAUAAAGCAUUUGGGAAUGAUCCUUGGAUGGAAGGAUACGGGAGAACUAAUUGACAAAUCUCUUCGUGAUCUGACCCUCUCUACUCUGUGUUCACACGGUAACACAGAGUGCGUGAACAAGUCCAAAAAGUUGUUCAACGACUGGUCAAAGGUCAAUGGAAGCAAACCCAUUAUGCCACACCUUAGGAAGAUUAUUUACUACACAGCUGUUAAAUACGGUGGCCAAAUUGAGUGGGAAAUUCUAUGGAGAAAAUACAAGGAAUGCAAAAAUGCAGCAGAGAGAGAAAAGAUCAUCUCGGCUUUAGGUGCUACACGGGAUAAAAACGUUUUGAAAAGAUUAUUAAAGAAAGUUUUGAUGAGCGGCACCGAGGUCCGCCCCCAAGACUUCAUUCAAAUUAUUGGGACUGUGGCGAGUAACCCUGAUGGACGACGGCUGGCUUGGAAAUUUUUUGACAAGAACUUCAAAAAAAUAGUUAAAAGGUUUGGUAAUGAAUCAAGAACAGUCGCAUUUCUCUUAGAAAAAACAACAGAAAAUCUCAACACACGAAAAGACCUUAGAAAGGUCAAAGAUUUCUUUGACGAACAUCAGAGAAUGCGCCUAAUUCAAUUAUCCAGUAAGAAAAUUCUAGAGACAAUCGAAACAAACAUUCACUGGAUGUACACUAAAAUCCAGAAGGUGGAAAGGUGGCUCAUGGAUCGACAAAAUAAGAAUUAAAAGAGGAAAAAAGAUCAAAGACUUAUGAUCUUUGUCAUAGAAAAUCUUUAAGGGAGCUCUGAACCAUAGUCCCAGUUUGAAGUUGCUUGCAUUUCAAUGAUGAAAGGAAUGUUACUUGGUGCCACUCACAAGUGCCAAAGUUUAUGUCCAUCUCAAGUGUAAAUAAGAACAAUUGUGAAUUUUUCAGAUUUAAAAAAGCUCACUUUUUAUUGAAUUUUUACUCAUUAAGCAAUUUUGAGUAAGUUUUGGUAAUAAAGCUAUAAAACAAA
Molecule: messenger RNA, 2249 nt
Organism: Pocillopora damicornis (cauliflower coral)
Lineage: Eukaryota; Metazoa; Cnidaria; Anthozoa; Scleractinia; Pocilloporidae
Product: endoplasmic reticulum aminopeptidase 1-like
Biological process (GO): proteolysis; peptide catabolic process
Cellular component (GO): membrane; cytoplasm
Molecular function (GO): metalloaminopeptidase activity; peptide binding; zinc ion binding
Source: RefSeq, a predicted model, not a curated record